Molecule: messenger RNA, 3366 nt
Organism: Akanthomyces muscarius
Lineage: Eukaryota; Fungi; Ascomycota; Sordariomycetes; Hypocreales; Cordycipitaceae
Exons: 7
Coding region: 1-3366 (1121 amino acids)
Source: RefSeq, a predicted model, not a curated record
AUGCCACUCUCAAGCAGAACAUCAGUGCAGGCGCGAGAGACCAUUCAGCGGGCAUACAAGGAGCUGGAGAGCGCUGUCUCAGUGCCUGAUGCUAGCCGCUUCCGUGAAACGACCAUUGAGGAUGUGCAGAAGACCUGCCAAAUUCUCGAGAAUGAACUGGGAGCCCGAGGACUCCUCCGAAACAUGGGUCGACUAGAGCCGCUUCUAAAGGGGCUGGAGUGUUACGGCAAGGUCGUUGAUACGCUUUGUCAAGGUACACCAUUUUUGCCUUGGAUCUGGGCACCGAUAGUCACCAUCCUCAAGAUCGGGUCGGACUGCAUUAAUGCUUUCGAGACACUCAUCAAAGCCUACGCAAAGAUUGGGCAGUCGCUCACAAGAUUUGAGAGUCUGCGACGAACUUUUGACAAUGAUGCAGCAUUCCAGGACAUUGUCGCUGUAUUCUAUCGCGACAUCGUCAAAUUUCACGGGUGCGCAUACAAGUUUGUCACUGCAAAUGGAUGGAAAACCUUUUUCCGAACAAUCUGGGGUCGUUUCGAAAGACAGUUCCAUGCGAUCUUGGAAAGCCUCGAUCGACAUGCCGAGCUCAUCGACAAGGAAGCGAACGCAAGAAACAUUGCAGAUACCCAAAGGCUGCUGAAGCAACUGGAAACAGAGAGCAAAAGCCGUCUGGAAAAAGCCCGCUCCGAAGAGAACGCGCAGAUUGCGCAAUAUUACCAAGACAUCGUCGCACGGCUCCAAGUCAACGAAGCUGAUCAAGUCUCCAUAUGGGAGACUCUAGUUGGGGCUAUUCCGGGCGGAGAGUCUACCUGCGACUGGGUUUUGCGGCACGCAAAGAUUAGCUCUUGGCUCAGUAUCACUGGCACAACUUACUCGCUAUGGAUCCAAGGCACGGCUGGGACGGGGAAGAGCGUCAUAGCAGCGCAUCUAGCUCGCUUUCGCUCGGCCAACAACGACAUUGUGGUUCGACAUUUCUGCAACGACCUCUACGAUUCUUCGAUGAAGUAUGAUCAGAUCUUGAAAUCUGUCAUUCGGCAGCUAGCCGAGCAAAGCGACGAUGCUAUAGCGUACAUGCACGACGUGCUAAGGACUGAUCGAAAGCCUCUGACUGCCUCGGCUUUGGAACGUGUUGCAGGGCAGCUAAUUACUCUCAUUUCCGGGUCGCAGAAGGACGUAAAAGGUGUUUGGAUUAUUAUUGACGGAAUAGAUAUCUGUGAGCUGGCCGACUUGACCCGCUGUGUGGGUUGGCUGGACUCAAUCACCACACGAGACAAGACGGUUGGGGCAGGCUCAUGCAAAGUUUUGUUCACGAGCCGUCGCGAGCCUCCCAAGAAGAACGCACGGCACAGGUCUCUGGUAACUUUGGGAGAAGAAGCAAACAGUGUCAAGGAAUCUAUCCGCCAUUAUACCGGCCGACGUCUGCAGCUGUCCCCGAUCGCUGAAAGACUCAGCCAACUGGGGCUGGAUUCGGAAGCAGUGGCGCAGCUGGCAAGCGAAAUCUCGGGCAAAUCAGAUGGCAUGUUUUUGUAUGCGCGACUCAUCAUCGAUUAUUUGACGAAGCAGCUCUUCCGAACAAGCGAAGAGUUGAAAGACGCUCUGCACGAGUUGCCGCCUGAAUUGAAAGGCUUUUAUCACAAAAUCGUAUCAAACAUUCUAUCACAUCUCAGCCCUGCAUCGAUCGAAAGCGUCAGAUGCGUUUUGCAGUGGGUUGGCUUCUCGGCUGUUCCGCUGAAGAAGGUGGAAUUACUUUCCGCCGUCACUUUUACUCUCGGAGAUGAAAACGCCGAUCGGCUUGUGCCCUUCUUUUUUCUCCAUGACUGCUUCGCCUUGCUGGAAGAAAAACCUGACAAGACCAUCGCAUAUUUGCAUGCUACUGUCAAAGAUUUUCUGCUAGAUACAGAGAGCCCACUAUCCCUCAACAGAGACUCAAUCAAGCGACAGCUCACAUUGGGGACAUUGACCUGCUUGUCGGCGGCGGCAAAGGUGUUUGGUCCACACAGCAAUGCUCAAUCAGCGCGCCUACUCACUGUGCGCGGAGUCUUUGCAUUCUUGAACUAUUCGUCGAAGCAUUGGAUUGAAUAUGUGUUUUCCUACGCUGAAGACUGCUACAAGAAUGGCAAGCAGGACGCAGAAUUCGAAAAUGUCAUCAAUAGCCUGGCGCACGAGCUUCGUGAAGUCCAAGUGGAAAGUGGAUUUCAAAACGAACUAAUGCACAAAGGAUUACAUGUAUCCGAUGCAAGAGCAGAGUACUUGCAGUGCCAUCCUGCCAUUCUCCCUGCCAUGCAGGCUGCACUAGUAUCGCAGACCGAGGUACUUGAUCCGAGCAGUAACAUUGCGACAAGCAGCCCAUGCCAAGUCAAUUCGAAUGACGACGGAGUGGCCGUCAUCCUCAAGCAAUAUCAGGAGGCUGUUCUUUGGGUGCUUACCCAAGGCUACUUUCUCGGUGUAUCAAAAGAAGACUUUGAGCUAUUCAAGACGCAAGCACAAACAUUACUAUACACAUGUCGCUUGCCCUCCUGCCCCAGAUCUUCGAUUGGCUUUGAGACUGAAGCCGAUAUCUCCGCUCACGAGCUCGAACAUAGCAGACACUACCACUGCCAGGCAGAAGGGUGCCAGUUUCCAUCAUUCAGCUCUUUCUACCUGCUGGAGAAGCAUAGAAAGAAACACCACCAGCAGCAUGCAGAGAAAAGAAAGCUGCGACGUGUCAAUAGCAUUGCUCUAAGUGCAUCAGCGCCCUUCGCAAAGGAAAGAACCUUGCUCAAGCUUCAGAGUGGCAUACAGCCCAACCCAAUCGAAAUGGCCUCCUCCAGCAGGCAACAGGUGCCGCCGCGGAUCCCGCCUCACCAGCGUGUCAUCAAUUCCCCGACCGACAUGGCUCUCCAACAACAGCAACAGCAGGUUGCUCCUGCUACCCCUCACGAUCACCACAAUCUCAGCGAGAAGAAUCUCGCUCACUUACCAAGCAAUCAAGAGGACCAAAUGUCAAAUGCAAACAUACCCUUAAAUGCGUCCAAUGUCGGUGGUUGGAACAACGGCCGCUAUCCACUUUUUCCCCGACCGGAUAACUUUGCUCAAAAUGGAGCGGAACUUACUGACGUUAGAGAGGGCAUAUUGUCUUUGGAUGGUGAAUCGAAAAUACCGCGAACGAAAAUACCGCGAAAUCAAGAGUUCGAUGGCAGUCGGUUUACAGAUGCGCCAGACACUGCGGAGCCAGAGUUCCCACUGGAAAGAGUCAAUCUUGAUGAGUAUGAAAUCCAGUUAAUGCUGCUCAAACAGGAGAACCUGAAACGGCGCAUGCUCGCCCGGGCAGAGCAAGAUGGAACUCUCAGGCGCGCCUUGGCAGACGAAGAAGCUACAGCUGACACUUGA